AUGCGACGAGUGAAGAAAUCCCGAAAUGGCUGUGCUAGAUGCAAGAGUAAACGCGUCAAAUGCGGCGAAGAGAAACCUCAUUGCAAUCGUUGCACUAGACUGGGUGUCAGAUGUCCCGGAUAUGUUCAGUCGCUGCGCUGGGUGACCAACCACGGUGGCAUUCAGUUUGAGAAUGCUACAAUGACAAGGACGGUUGAUAAUGCUGCUACCCCCGGAGCAGCUCAGUCCCCUGUUACUCGAGCACCAGAUGGAUUCAUCGAGCCAGUACCUAUGUCUCCGACGGCGUUGGAGGAGGGCGACGUGAACAAUCCCGCCACGAUCGAUACCACUACCGCUACCCAGGAUCUACCAGACCCGUCCAGCCUGGAUGUAGACGAAACGAACGUUCUAUGCGAAAACCUAUGGGGUCUCAACGGAGGCUCCCUACCAGAGCUAGACGACUUAUCCUCUCCCAUCUCAGUCGCAGCAUCGACAUCCGAGGAAUCAAUCCAACAAACAGACUCACCGUUCGCUACAAAUCUCGCAACAACAGACUUGUCGAACCUAUUUUCACUAGCAGCACCAGCGUUCCAAGACAGCAGUCGAAAGUAUGAGCACUUCUCCCCAACGGCCAUCGUGCGCAGCUAUCCUCCUCCGUCCUUGAGGCCGCAGCGCAUCCCCCGGCCCUUGAACGGGAACUCAUCUUGGACCUUAAUCGAGUACUACUUCAAAGAAGUAGCAGCGCUGUUCUCGAGCUAUGAUAGCCAGAUGAAUCCCUUUCGCACAACGGUAUCUCGUCUCUGGGGAUCAUCACUGGCCAUGUGUCGAACAAUGCAAAGCAUGGCCGCAGCGACACUAGUGCACGACUUUCCUCAAUUCGGGCCGAUGGGAUUGAAGAUGCGGAACGAAGCGGUUGACAUUCUUACCAAAGAGACUGCAAUGGACGAUAAGUCUCUCCUGGCAUUGCUCAUGCUGGGGCAGACGGCUAGUUGGCACGAUCCUAAAGAUCUGGGGAUUUCAUUCUUCAAUUUACUUCGGAAGCACCUCAAUGGCAAGUCGUCUGGUGCGGACUCAUUUUUGUCCAGACACAGCAAGAAUUACCAGUUCUUCGAGGAAGCUUUGGUCUAUUGGGAGAUGCUGCUCUCCUUCGUCGCGGAUAAUGACUCGCUCUCUCUGUCUGAUACUACCUCUGGAAUGGAAGAUUCACUUGUUCUCCAACGCAUGCCUCACCCCUGGACCGGCAUCGCCCGCGACACUCAAUCCGCAGUCCAAGAAGUAGGCAGACUCGUCCGUCGAGAACGAAAACGCAUCCGCGCCCAGCGCUUCACCUCCCAAGAAGACAUCACCCAAGCUCAAAAAGCCAUCGACCAAGCACAGCAACUCGAAGAAAGACUCCUUAGACUAGCGCACCCCGCAGAAGCUGAAAUCAUCAGCCCCGGCGACGACGACACACCCGUCUGGCAUCUCCUGACUAUGGCAGAGGCCUACCGAUGCACGGGACUAAUACAGCUAUACCGCGUCUUCCCGGACCUUCUUCGUUGUCGACUACCAUCACCAAACACUAGCACGACCGAUCAAGACCCCUUCCUCUCAGAUCCAAUUUUAGGCAAUGACUGUAACCUAGACGGCUUCGAAUUCCCCUGGCUCGACAUCAACAGCCCAAAGAAAACACCAUCAGAAACAACAACAACAACAACAACAACCAAAACCAAAGCAACAGACUCCUACUACAACACCUGGCUCACCGAAUUCACCCUAACAACCCUCUCGCGCCUAAAAGCCAUCCCCAUGGAAUCCCGCACCCGCUGCGUGCAGCCCUUCCUCUUCGUUGCAUCGAGUAGCGAGCUACGACUCCCUACUGUUCCAAUGGACGAGUCUAACACCAACACCAACACCAAUAAUCAAGAUAAUAGCAAUGAGGAGAAUGUAUCACACGCCGUCGAAGUCCUGCGAACACGCAAAUUCGUCCUCGGCCGUCUAACUUCGUAUCUACAUGUGUUGCCACCGAAACCAAUACAUGUGUGCUUGCAGUUGGUGAAGGAGGUUUGGAGGAGGACGGAUGCUGGUGAGAGGGAUGUUUAUUGGAUGGAUGUUAUGAUGGAGAGGGGGUGGGAGACUACUAUGGGGUAG
Molecule: messenger RNA, 2109 nt
Organism: Aspergillus glaucus CBS 516.65
Lineage: Eukaryota; Fungi; Ascomycota; Eurotiomycetes; Eurotiales; Aspergillaceae
Exons: 2
Coding region: 1-2109 (702 amino acids)
Biological process (GO): positive regulation of transcription by RNA polymerase II
Cellular component (GO): nucleus
Molecular function (GO): zinc ion binding; DNA-binding transcription factor activity, RNA polymerase II-specific; transcription cis-regulatory region binding
Source: RefSeq, a predicted model, not a curated record